AUGGGUUCCGUCGCACUUCCUUAUAUCGAGACCAAGCCCAAGGUCAUCUUUUUCACUGAUUUUGAUGGCACCAUCACAGUCGACGACAGCAAUGAUUUCAUGAUCGACAACCUAGGUUUUGGCGCUGACCGACGCCGCGUGUUGAACAAGCAGGUUCUCGAGGAGACUUUGGGAUUCCGUGAUGCUUUCCGCGAGAUGCUCUCGAGCAUCAAGACCCCCUACAACGAGUGUAUCGAGACUCUGCUGAAGAACAUGAAGUUGGACCCAUACUUCGAGGAGUUUUACUACUGGGCCAAAGAGAACAAUGUUCCCAUUGUCAUUCUUUCUUCCGGCAUGCACCCGAUCAUUAGCGCCCUGCUCGAGAAAUUCCUCGGCCAUAAGCCUAGCAGCCAUCUCACCAUUGUCGCCAACGAUGUGAUCAGCCGCGAGGGCAAAGAUAUCAACAGCGAGGGUGGCUGGCAGAUCACGUACCACGAUGAGAGUCACUUUGGCCACGACAAGUCUCUCGAGAUCAAGCCCUACGCGGCUCUGCCCGACGAAGAGCGCCCUGUCCUUCUGUACGCAGGUGACGGUGUAUCUGACCUAUCGGCUGCUGCGGAGACCAACCUUCUGUUCGCUAAGGAGGGCAAAGAUCUGGUGACUUUCUGCGAACGCCGCGGAAUGCCAUACACUACCUUCCAGAACUGGUCCACGAUCCUGUCGACCACAAAGGAUAUCCUCGCUGGUAAAGUUUCUCCCAGCGAUGUCGCAAAGCAGCCCAAGUCUGCAUAA
Penicillium angulare is the source of this 771-nucleotide messenger RNA. Its product is annotated as putative Phosphoserine phosphatase. Gene Ontology annotation, molecular function: phosphatase activity. The coding region runs from base 1 to 771 and encodes 256 amino acids. The transcript is spliced from 6 exons. Lineage: Eukaryota; Fungi; Ascomycota; Eurotiomycetes; Eurotiales; Aspergillaceae. The record is from RefSeq and is a predicted model, not a curated record.